Molecule: messenger RNA, 3213 nt
Organism: Limanda limanda (common dab)
Lineage: Eukaryota; Metazoa; Chordata; Actinopteri; Pleuronectiformes; Pleuronectidae
Gene: aars2
Product: alanyl-tRNA synthetase 2, mitochondrial (putative)
Exons: 22
Coding region: 83-3043 (986 amino acids)
Biological process (GO): tRNA modification; alanyl-tRNA aminoacylation
Cellular component (GO): mitochondrion; cytoplasm
Molecular function (GO): amino acid binding; ATP binding; aminoacyl-tRNA deacylase activity
Source: RefSeq, a predicted model, not a curated record
GCCUGUGGAGGGCGGUUCGACUUGGUUCAGGGUCAGUCCGGGUCCGUCCGGGUCCGUCAGUGAGAUCUCAGUCCGGGUCCAGAUGUUCCGGUUCGGGCUCCGGAGGCUCCGGCAGCUCGACCGGCCUCUGGGCCUCCUCUCUGCCGGCUCAGCUCGCUCCUCCAGCGGCUGUGCUCCGGAGCUGCCCGCGGCCCAGGUCCGGAGCCGCUUCCUGGAGUUCUUCCGGCAGAGGCACGGACACCUGCUGGUCCCGUCCUCCCGGGUCCGGCCCCGGGGAGACCCCAGCCUGCUGUUCGUCAACGCCGGCAUGAACCAGUUCAAGCCGGUCUUCCUGGGCACGGUGGACCCCCGCAGUGCCAUGGCCUCGUACCGCAGGGUGGUCAACAGCCAGAAGUGUGUCCGAGCCGGAGGCAAACACAACGACCUGGAGGACGUGGGCCGGGACCUGUAUCACCACACCUUCUUCGAGAUGCUGGGAACCUGGUCCUUUGGAGACUACUUCAAGGAGGAGGCGUGUUCGAUGGCGUGGGACCUCCUCACGGAACAUUAUGGGAUUCCUGCAGACAGACUCUACGUGUCCUACUUUGCUGGAGAUGCUGCGUCGGGUUUAUCGGCUGAUGAGGAGACUCGACAGAUCUGGUUGGACAUCGGGGUCCCCCCCAGCCGACUCCUGCCAUUCGGCCUCAAGGAGAACUUCUGGGAGAUGGGAGAGUCGGGCCCCUGUGGCCCCUGCACCGAGAUCCACUACGACCACGGGGGGGGGCGAGACGCCGCCAGGCUAGUCAACGCCGACAGUCCUGAGGUGGUGGAGAUCUGGAACCUGGUCUUCAUUCAGUACAACAGGGAGUCGGACCACAGUCUGCGCCUGCUGCCUCGGUUCAGUGUGGACACUGGUCUGGGUCUGGAGAGGCUGGUGAGCGUCCUGCAGGGGAAGAGGUCAAACUACGACACCGACCUCUUCACCCCCCUGCUCCACGCCAUCCACCAGGUGUCAAAGGUCGGGGCGUACGGCGGCCUGACGGGUGCAGCCGACCAGGGGAAGGUGGACAUGGCGUACAGGGUGGUGGCCGAUCACAUCCGCACGUUAUCAGUCUGCAUUGCAGACGGCGUUCAUCCUGGCAUGUCCGGAGCCGAGUUGGUGCUGAGGAGGAUUUUACGCAGAGCGGUUCGUUUUUGUGUCGAGGUUCUUCAGGCUCCUCCCGGUGCGCUGGCCAGCCUGGUUCCCACGGUUACCCACUCCCUGGGCGACGUGUACCCUGAGCUGCACACGGAGGUCGACCGGAUCAUGGACAUCAUUAACGAGAAUGAGGCUCAGUUCCUGGCGUCUCUGCAGCAGGGCGGCAGGCUGAUCCUCCGCACGCUCAACAAGAUGGAUCACACACAUGGAGUCUUCCCUGCCCCGGUGGUCUGGUCUCUACACAGGGAUCUGGGUUUUCCACUGGACCUGGUCGACCUGAUGUUGGAGGAGAGAGGAGUCCGGGUCGACCGCCAGGAUCUGGAUCGACUCAUUGCAGGAAACCAAAAGGUGGCGUCCGAGCUGCGGUCAGGUGACCAGUCUCACUCGAUGCUGGACGUGGUCAGCCUGGCGGCGCUGCAGCGUCUCGCCGUCCCUCACACCGACGACAGCCUGAAGUACCAGUACCGACAGGAAGAGGAACAAUACGUUUUCCCUCCAUGCAGUGCGACGGUCCUGGCGCUGUACGACGGUCAGACUCUGGUGUCAGAGGUCACUAAGGGUCAGCGCUGCGGCGUCAUCCUGGAUCAGACGUGUUUCUAUUCUGAGCAGGGGGGGCAGUCACAUGACCAGGGCUACUUCACACGCGAUGGCCUGCAGGAUGUGCUGUUUCCUGUGGAGCACGUGGUCGUGGCGGGGGGGUACGUGGUCCAUCAGGUGACCGCCACUGAGCUUCUGCAGACCGGAGACCAGCUCCACUUACACCUGAAUCAGGGACACAGGCUGGCGUGCAUGGUGAGACACACGGCCACUCACCUGCUGAACUUUGCUCUGAAGACAGUUCUGGGUCCUUCAGUUCAUCAGAGAGGUUCUCACGUGUCAGCUGAUCGACUCCGCUUCGACUUCACUGCCAAGGGUUCUCUGAGCGUGUCUCAGCUGCAGCAGGUAGAAAGACGUGUUAAGGACAUGGUCUCAGCCAAUCAGAUCGUCCACAGCCAGGAGCUUCCUCUGCAGAGCGCCAGGAGCAUCGAGGGACUGAGGACCGUGGACGAGGUGUAUCCUGACCCUGUCCGGGUGGUGGCGGUGGACGUCCCGGUUUCUGAGCUGUUGGACAAGGGGACAGAGAGACAGACGUCUGUGGAGCUCUGCUGUGGAACUCACCUGCUGAAGACCGGAGCUAUCGAGGAUCUGGUGAUUGUCUCCGAGAGACAGAUGGUCAAAGGAAUCAGUCGCAUCAUCGCUGUGACGGGACAGGAAGCGACCCGGGCUCGGGAGGCGGGUCAGGUGUUGUCUGAGGAAGUGGACUCUCUGGCAGCCAGACUGACAGACUCCACCCACUGCAGCUUUGACUCCGCCCAGCGCUUCGCCAAGGAGAUUGGCGUCCUCUCUGAUACUGUAGACACCACACCCGUUCCCCAGUGGCAGCGCAGGGAACUGCAGCACGGACUCCGAGCUCUGCAGAGGAGCAGCCACACGGCCGUCAGGAAGCUGGAGACCAGAGAGGCUGCGGGUAACGCUCAGGCUCUGCUGGAGAAGAACGGCAGGAAGGUUCUGCUGGUGGACGCGUUGGAGACGGACUCCCUGUCGGUUGUGAUGAAGACGGUGAACCAGGUGAGCGCCCUCGCUCCGCUCAGCUUCGUGAUGCUGCUCGCUCACCAGAGGCAUUCUGGGAAGGUUCUCUGUGCCUGUCAGGUUCCUAAGGAUGCAAACUGUCUCCCGGCCUCUGAUUGGGCGCUGGCGGUGUGCCGUCACCUCGGGGGGAGUGCUGGUGGCACAGCAGUGGUUGCCAAGGGAACAGGAAGUAGCAGUGACAUCACAGAGGCUCUGAGGUGGGCCGAGGAGUUUGCCCGACAGAAAACACAGCGAUGACGUCUUGAAGAGAAGUGAGAUGAGGUCACAGCGCCUCCUGGUGGAGGAUGUUACACCAGCCACAGCUGUCUCCUUCUCAUUGGACAUCAGCUUCAGCCUUUAAAUGGACAUUUCAUUGAUUUGAACUUCUUUGUUUUAAAAGAAAUAAAAACACAGAUUCUGUUUUUAAA